ACAGACGGCGCUGCCUCGCCGCCGGCCCGCUGAGGAGCGUGGAACCGGCCCGGCCCCGCAGCGGAGCGGAGCGCCCCGGCGUGCCAUGGGGCUGUGGUGAGCGCCCGGCACCGCCACCCGCCCGAUCCUCCGUGCCCCCCUGCCCCGCGGCCAUGGCCCCCAUGGGGAUCCGUCUCUCGCCGCUCGGCAUGGCCGUGUUCUGCCUGCUGGGGCUGGGCGUCCUCUACCAUCUCUACUCCGGUUUCCUGGCCGGCCGCUUCGCCUUCUUCAUGCUGAGCGAGCCGGCGGCCGGUGGGCCCGAAACCCCCCGCGGAUCCGUGCCCGGCGGCGCCGUGGACCUGCGGGAGCUGCUGGCCGUGUCCGUCCUGGCCGCCGUCAGGGGCGGCGAGGAGGUGAAGCGCGUCCGCGAAGGCAACGUCCUCAACGCCAAGGCGAAAGGGAAGACGAGGGAAGGGGCCGAGGAACAGCUGACGAGCGGCGAUCUCCUCUCCAACCGCAGGAUGUUCUACCUGCUGAAAAGCGCCUUCCCCGCCGUGCAGAUUAACUCGGAGGAGCGCGUCGACACGGCCGAGCAGGAGACAGUCUCUUGGGACCGCGCUAUUCCUGAGGAGAUCAAGCAAAAAAUACAGCCUAAAGAGGUCCCAGCAGAGAGUGUUACCGUCUGGAUCGAUCCCUUAGAUGCUACACAAGAGUACACAGAGGAUCUCCGACAGUACGUCACGACGAUGGUCUGCGUGGCUGUGAAUGGUAAACCAGUAAUAGGAGUGAUACACAAACCUUUCUCAGCAUACACAGCCUGGGCGAUGGUGGAGGGCGGCUCAAACGUCAAGCCUCGUUCCUCCUACAAUGAGAAGACUCCAAGGAUUAUUGUGUCCCGCUCCCACGCAGGAAAAGUUGAGCAGGUUGCACGGCAGACAUUUGGGAACAAGACUGUGAUAAUCCCAGCUGGAGGAGCAGGUUAUAAGGUGCUGGCCCUCCUGGAUGUGGCUGAAAAGAAUCAGGAAGAAGCUGAUGUGUACAUCCAUGUCACCUACAUUAAGAAGUGGGACAUAUGUGCUGGAAAUGCGGUGUUGAGAGCGUUGGGUGGCCAUAUGACCACCCUGACUGGUGAAGAAAUCAGUUACACUGGCUCAGAUGGCAAUGAGGGAGGACUUAUAGCCAGUAUCAACAUGAACCAUAAAGCACUAAUUGAAAAACUUCCAGAUCUGGAAAAAACAUCACACAAAUAGACUUGACUGAUGGAGAAGUGCAAAGUCAUGCUUUGGCAGCCUCCAAGCGCUCUGUGUGAAGAAGCAGGUGUGAAAACCUGCUGGGAGAGAUGCACAGCAAAGCAGUUUGGUGUUGGUUUGGGGACUAUAUCUCGUGCAUUGGGUUUCUUCAGUGGUGGUAUUUAAAACAAGAAUAAAAUAAUAAUAAUAAUAAUAAUCAGAAGUAGGAAGGGGACUGAGUGCCUCUGGCCUCACUUUCCAUGGUUUGGGUUUUUUCCAGCCUGUUCUCAUGCAGUUCUUACACUCAAGGUGCAUAUCCAGUGUGUGUUUGUGAACGUAGGGGAACUAAAGAAAACUCCAAGCUGAUGCAGACAAUGCCAGAAGUAGUUCCCACAGGAACUUCUUGGAACCUUUUACAUCUUGUUACUGUAGUUGUAGCAACUCCAUAAUGAAUUAGGUAGGGGAAGGGGGUGGGGGAGGGGAGGAAACAAACCAACCCACAACAAAAAGGUUGAUUUGUGUAGGCAUCUGAUAACUCUGUAAACAAUUCAGCAGGAAACAUGACCCUGUGUUCUGUAUCCCCUGAGCAGAAAGCACAAGAAGGCUGACACAAAUUUAUAUGCAGCAAGAGUUUAUCUUUGGCAGUGUGGCACUCCUGCUUUUCAAGAGAAGCAAAAAAAAAAGAAAGAAGAAUUCUGUGCUGUUUGCCUUUGGUUUGGUUUGAUUUGGUUUGGUUUGGUUUUGGGUUU
Molecule: messenger RNA, 1957 nt
Organism: Dryobates pubescens (Downy woodpecker)
Lineage: Eukaryota; Metazoa; Chordata; Aves; Piciformes; Picidae
Gene: BPNT2
Product: 3'(2'), 5'-bisphosphate nucleotidase 2
Exons: 5
Coding region: 153-1229 (358 amino acids)
Biological process (GO): skeletal system development; phosphatidylinositol phosphate biosynthetic process
Cellular component (GO): endomembrane system
Molecular function (GO): 3'-nucleotidase activity
Source: RefSeq, a predicted model, not a curated record